This is a messenger RNA of Astyanax mexicanus (Mexican tetra), 2871 nucleotides long. RefSeq names its product spermatogenesis associated 5 (gene afg2a). The transcript is spliced from 16 exons. The coding region runs from base 152 to 2773 and encodes 873 amino acids. NCBI's taxonomy places the organism in Eukaryota, Metazoa, Chordata, Actinopteri, Characiformes, Acestrorhamphidae. Gene Ontology annotation, molecular function: ATP hydrolysis activity; ATP binding. Gene Ontology annotation, cellular component: cytoplasm. The record is from RefSeq and is a predicted model, not a curated record.
CCCCGGAUGAUUGAGGCUGGAGCGGCAUGAGGGAGGAACACACAUGCAGUUCAGAUUUACCCAAACAUUCAUACACUCAUACACGCAUUUACACACUUACACACACUAAUACACACACUUUAACACCGCUUUACACAGAGAAGAGCAGAUCAUGUCUUCAAAGAAGUCUAAAGCUAAAGGAAAGAGGGCUGAGGAUGGAGAGAUGAGUGUAUUAGAGGGGUUAGACCCAGAAACUGUGAGUGUAACUGACUUUAUAGAGAAAGCAGAAGAGAAAGCUCCUAAGCGAUGCCGGUCAUAUCUCGCCCAACUGAGUUUAAACACGAUGAAGAGUGUGAACGCCUGCAUCGGCCGACCCGUCCUCAUCACCAGCUCUACAGGACAGCAGGAGGUGUGUGUGGCGUGGCCCGCUGCCCAGUUCCCUAGCAGGAAGGUGGGUCUGAUGCCCGAGACCCAAAUCAGCCUGGGAGUGAAGGGCGGAGCCACAGUUAGACUACAGCCAAUCACAGGGGCCGUCCUGCAGGCGGAGGAGCUUCAGAUCACCCUCAGAGAUGAAGAUGAGUGUAUCAGUACUGAAGAUUUCAGCAGCUUCCUCUUACGGACGUUAGACGGCAGGAUCCUCCUCCCUGGAUGUUCUCUGACUGUGUCCUAUUUCGGCCGUAAGUGUCCAAUCAGGGUGGACGCUGUAAAGGGGGUGGACGGUGUCUCCCUCUGUCCCCUCACCCCUCUCUCGGACCCGUCCCUUCCGCCGUUACUGGACCCCUCUCCUCUGGAUCUGUCUCUCCAGCUGGGUCAGCUGACCCUGAACCACUCAUCGCCCCGCCCAUCGCCCCGCCCAUCCGCCAGCACGCCCAAUCGACCUCAAGACUCCUCGCUCCUGACCUCGCCUCCUCUCUCCACUCCACAUAAACUGGACAGCACGUCCGACAGGCUCCUCCCUCUCACGCCGGACACGCCCCUUCAGUCCGUGGAGUCUGAGGAGGACCUCGGGACACGUCCGGUUGUGCUGGAUCUGGCUCCCCCUGCUGUUCGCUUUGGGAGCGACACCUUCUACUCCAUCUGCUGCUCCACCCGGCUGAGCUUCACCCACUCGCAGCCGCAAACCACGGAGGACCAGGGUCAGGAGAGGUCAAAGGUCACCUACAGUAUGAUUGGUGGGCUGAGCGCUCAGCUGGCGGCGAUCAGAGAAACCAUUGAGCUUCCUCUGAAGCACCCGGAGAUCUUCAGGAAGUACGGAAUCCCGCCCCCUAGAGGAGUGCUGCUGUAUGGGCCACCCGGCACAGGAAAGACCAUGAUUGGACGAGCAGUAGCCAAUGAGGUGGGGGCGCACAUGACCGUAAUCAAUGGGCCAGAGAUCAUGAGCAAGUUUUAUGGUGAAACUGAAGCGCGUCUCCGCCAGAUAUUUGCAGAGGCUUCACAAAAGCAGCCUGCGAUCAUCUUUAUUGAUGAGUUGGACGCUCUGUGCCCGAAGAGAGAGGGAGCUCAGAACGAGGUGGAGAAACGAGUCGUCGCCUCUCUUCUCACGCUGAUGGACGGAAUCGGAUCUGAAGGUCACAGUGGUCAGCUGCUGGUUCUGGGAGCCACUAAUCGUCCUCACGCUCUGGACCCGGCCCUGCGGCGUCCGGGGCGGUUCGAUAAGGAGCUGGAGGUGCGCGUUCCUGCUGCGGAGGGGCGGAUGGAUAUCCUGCAGAAGCAGCUGCGCUCCGUCCCCUGUGAGAUCAGCACAGAGGAGCUGCAGGAACUAGCCGACGCGGCGCAUGGAUACGUAGGAGCGGACCUCGCUGCUGUCUGCAAGGAGGCCGGCCUUCAUGCACUGAGGAGAGUUUUAGGCUCCGCCCCCGGCCUGUGUGACCCUGAGGUGAUGGACAGAGUGAAGGUCACCGCCUCCGACCUCAGACUGGCCAUGAAGCACGUCAAGCCCAGCGCCAUGAGAGAAGUCGCUAUCGAUGUUCCUAAAGUGCGUUGGAGUGAUGUUGGUGGUAUGGAGGAUGUGAAGCUGAAGCUGAAGCAGGCUGUAGAAUGGCCCCUGAAGCACCCGGAGGCGUUCGCUCGGCUGGGCAUUGCGCCCCCUAAAGGAGUGCUGCUGUACGGUCCGCCCGGCUGCUCCAAAACCAUGAUCGCUAAAGCGCUCGCUAACGAGAGCCAGCUCAACUUCCUCGCCAUCAAGGGUCCAGAGUUACUGAGUAAAUAUGUGGGAGAGUCGGAGCGAGCCGUACGAGAGGUUUUCCGGAAGGCGAGGACAGUCGCUCCCUCCAUCGUGUUCUUUGAUGAGAUCGACGCUCUGGCUGUAGAGAGGGGCAGCUCGUCCCGGUCCAGCGGUGUCGGUGAUCGAGUGUUAGCUCAGCUGCUAACGGAGAUGGACGGAAUCGAGCAGCUUAAAGACGUCACGGUUCUCGCCGCCACCAACCGACCCGACAUGAUUGAUAAGGCUCUGAUGCGACCCGGGCGUCUGGACCGGAUCGUGUACGUCCCUCUCCCGGACAGCGCCACCCGGAGGGAGAUUUUCAGCCUGCAGUUCCGCAGCAUGCCGGUCCACUCCAGCGUGCACCUGGACGACCUGGUGACCCGAACCGAGCGCUACUCGGGGGCAGAGAUAACUGCAGUGUGUCGUGAAGCUGCACUCUUCGCCCUUCAGGAGGACAUUAAAGCCGAGCACAUCACCGACCGGCACUUUGACUCCGCCCUGUCUGCUAUUAAACCACGAGUCCCAGAAUCCCUCAUUCAGACCUACAUCUCCUACCAGCAGCAGCAUCACGGCACCCGGCCCUUCUGCUGACGGGGGGGCCGAGGGGGCCAGCGCCCCCCAGUAUAAAGACUCUUCUACCCCCUGUAGGAUCUGAACUGAUUAACUGAUAAUAAAUGGAGCUUCUUUAU